AUGGGCACGAUUCGCCCUCGUUUUCUGCUCGCACUCGUCCUCGUGGCGUCUUUGAACUUCCUCGCGGUUUUCGCCGCGCUCCCUCCGGAUAGAUACUACGAUGCGAGCGAGCCCGCCGGUCUCGAGGAAGCACACGACGCGCGCGCGCUCUUAGAGGCCGAAAGCGAGGCUGCAUUUGACGCCGUUGACUGGGUUGAAUCCGAUAACUCGGAGGAUCCGCGAAUCCUGGCGGAUGUGGCGGCGGACUUGAAGCAGUCGUCGGACGACUUGAGCGGCGCCGUGAAGAAAUCUCUCGGGCAGGCGGGGAGGAACGUGCGCAACUCGAUCGGGUCCAUGAUCGGAGUCCCGACCAAUAAGGGAAAGAAGAAGCACCAGCACCGCGGCGGGAAGAAGCACCAGCACCGCGGCGGGAAGAAGCACCAGCACCGCGGCGGGAAGAAGCACCACCACCGCCCAACCGGGCCGGCGGGAGCUGGUAAGCGGCGCAGCUCGGGCGCAGCCCCCAAGACGUCCGCUGCUCCCGCUGCUGGCGCGCCGGGGCUUCCCAAGAAGCAGGCGGGAGCAAAGGACACCUCGGGCGCAGCACCCAAGCCCCUCGCUGCUCCCGCUUCUGCAAACGAUCCGCGCGCGCUCCUCGAGGCGGCCGACAGCGAUGCGGCCUUGUUUGAAUCCGUUGACUCGGUUGACUUUGAGGACCCGCGUGUGCUCCGUACGAUUGAGGAUGUGGCGGCGGACGUGAAGCAGUCGUCGGACGACUUUAGCGGCGCCGUGAAGAACUCUAUUGGGCGGAUGGGGACGAACAUGCGCAAUUCGUUCGAAAGGAUGACCCGACCUGGCAGGUUCGACGGGGUGACCAAGCCGCGCACCAAGCCUGGUGUGCAGUCUUUCACGAAGCCGGUCACCAAGCCUGGCUCGAAGCCGGUCACCAAGCCUGGUGUGAAGCCUGGCUUGAAGCCGGUCACCAAGCCUGGUGUGCAGCCUUUUAAGGAGAGGUUCAGAUGGCCUGGUGUGCUGCCUGGCUCGAAGCCGGUCACCAAGGCUGGGGUGUGA
Closterium sp. Naga37s-1 is the source of this 1050-nucleotide messenger RNA. NCBI's taxonomy places the organism in Eukaryota, Viridiplantae, Streptophyta, Zygnematophyceae, Desmidiales, Closteriaceae. The record is from the annotation of a GenBank genome assembly.